CAAUGCCUGAGGUUUCACUUUUCUGCCUGAGGCAGUAUAAAGUUCUCCCGCAAUCCCGCACUUAAUCCCGCCAGGUCUACAUGCGUUCCAGCCAUGACCUCAAUUUAAGGGUGGUUCAGGCGAAGGAGAGGUGAAUAAAGAUUGCAUAGAAACACGCAAUUCCUCAUACAGACCUGACAAAGUUUAAGAUCGUCAAUCAACCUCUCAUAUAAAGUACGACAGAACCGUGCAUUGUCUUCUACCCGCAAAGCCGCGGUAAACGGAUAGCCGAUUCGAGCCGCCCCGCGAACCCCCUUGUUGGGACAAUUACAGGCUGUGGUCUGGGUCAAUUCGAGUCCCACCCAUGCACUGUCGUUUAAGGCUUAGACGAACCUGAUAUAGAGCGUUGGGGAAAGAUUUUUCUCGGCAUAUCGAUCGGGGCCCCUCCUACCCCAAAGCGUACUGCUCCUACCCUUCGCGGAGAACUCCUACAAGAAAAGUGUGUCGCACAAGAAACUUGCGUCUAGAUUCCUUCUCUUAGGGCCCUCUCUUUAGUUUCUAUUUUUCUUCUUUCACGGUCCCUUCCAAUAUUGUGGCCAGUCUUUACGGUCUGUGAUAUUGACACACUUCUGCUCACUCAUCACGAUGCCUCACAUUGAUGAAGCUAUAGCGCCGGAGGCGAAGGAGCUCUGGCGCCCUUCAUCCCCUGAAAAGACACAAAUAUAUGAUUUCAUGACCAAGGUGAACAAGAAGCACGGCCUCUCUCUCAAUAACUACAAUGCCCUCUGGAAAUGGAGUGUCUCAGAGCCUGCCCAGUUCUGGGAGGAAAUCUGGCACUAUACUUGCAUUAAGGCUCACGAGCCGUACAAGAAGGUUCUCGAGUCCAAGGAGCUGAUGUUCCCUCGGCCUACGUUCUUCGAGGGAAGCACCCUCAAUUUCGCCGAGAAUCUCCUUUACCCAGCCAAUGCUCCGGAUGAGGACUCCGUCGCCAUCAUUGGCGCCACGGAGGCAGAUCGCGAGUUUAUCUCGUGGAAGCAGCUUCGUGAGCGUGUUCGUCAAUGCGCCAGUGCCUUGAAAGAGGCUGGUUUGAAGACGGGUGACCGUGUGGCAGGCUUUGUCGGCAAUCAUGCAGACACUGUCGUCGCGAUGCUGGCCUCGGCCUCAAUCGGCGCUUUCUGGACAGGUGUGUCUCCCGAUACGGGUGUUCACGCUGUGCUCGAGCGCCUGAAACAGAUUGAGCCUAAGAUUGUUUUUGCGGAUAAUGCCUCGCUUUAUAAUGGCAAGGUGCAUGGGUCAUACGCCAAGGUUCGCGAGAUUGUUUCUGAGUUGCCCGAUCUAGAGCUUCUCGUGAUAUUCGAGACUGCCAAGUCCGUUGAUUUCAACCUCGAAGGUGUUCGCCCCACAAAUGGAAAGGUCUUGACUUUGGGGGAGUUCCAACUCACUGCCCGUGAUCAGAAUGCUCCUCUUGAGUUUGCAAGCUUGAAGCCCGAGCACCCUGUCUAUAUUCUCUAUUCCUCAGGGACCACAGGUGCACCCAAACCCAUUGUUCACGGAUCAUUGGGAACAUUGCUUCAACACAAGAAGGAGCAUCUUCUGCACUGCGAUAUUCGCCCUGGCGAUCGGCUUUUCUACUUCACUACGACCACUUGGAUGAUGUGGCACUGGCUUGUCUCUGGUUUGGCCAGUGGUGCUACCAUCGUUCUUUACGAUGGCUCACCAUUCCGUCCCUUCGAUGUUGAGGGCGGCAAUGGAGAAAUGGCCAUGCCCCGCCUCAUCGACGAGCUUCAGAUCACCCACUUUGGUACCUCGGCCAAGUACCUGUCUAUGCUGGAGCAGGCGGCUCUAAACCCUCGCAAGCAUGCCCAUCGACCUGUGACUCUGAAGACCUUGAGGGCUAUUUUCAGCACCGGAUCACCCCUGGCCCCUUCGACCUUUGAGUAUAUCUACUCCUCGAUCCAUCAAGAUAUUAUGUUAGGCUCUAUCACCGGUGGCACGGACAUCCUGUCCCUGUUUGCCUCGGGAUGUCCCAUCCUACCCGUCUACAAGGGUGAAAUCCAAUGCCGAUCUCUGGGCAUGGCUGUUUCGGCCUUCGACUACGCCGGAAACGAUAUCAGUGACUCUGGCGAACCCGGUGAUCUUGUCUGUACCAUGCCUUUCCCAGCACAGCCAGUCAUGUUCUGGCCUCCCGGUCCUACCGGCCUGGAGAAAUACCGAAAGAGCUAUUUUGACGUGUUUGGACCUUCCAUCUGGCACCACGGAGACUUUGUUCGGGUGAAUCCCCAGACCGGCGGUGUUGUCAUGCUUGGCCGCAGUGACGGUGUGCUCAAGCCAUCGGGUGUCCGCUUCGGCAGUGCAGAGAUCUACAAUGUCCUACUCAAGCACUUCACUGAUGAGAUUGAAGAUUCUUUGUGCGUUGGACGCAGACGAGAUGGUAUCGACAGCGAUGAGACGGUUGUCCUCUUCGUCAAGCUCGCGCCCGUGUGCCCCUCUGAUAUCAAGACCCUUUCUGCCCGGAUUCAGGCCACUGUCCGCAAAGAGUUGAGUGCUCGCCAUGUUCCUGGCGUGAUCGACGUUUGUCCCGAGAUUCCUGUCACUUCAAACGGCAAGAAGGUUGAGAAUGCUGUCAAACAAAUUUUGUGUGGCCUCAACAUCAAGAUUGGAGCAAGUGUUGCCAAUGCUUCUUGUCUUGACUGGUAUCGCAACUGGGCCGUGGAGCACCCAUAAUCAUGUUUUUUGUUUUCUGAAUUUCAAUAGAAUAAUCUAGUAAUAAUGUGCAAUGAACAAUAUCCUUCGUCUACCA
Molecule: messenger RNA, 2779 nt
Organism: Penicillium brasilianum
Lineage: Eukaryota; Fungi; Ascomycota; Eurotiomycetes; Eurotiales; Aspergillaceae
Source: the annotation of a GenBank genome assembly